This is a messenger RNA of Maudiozyma saulgeensis, 1926 nucleotides long. NCBI's taxonomy places the organism in Eukaryota, Fungi, Ascomycota, Saccharomycetes, Saccharomycetales, Saccharomycetaceae. The record is from the annotation of a GenBank genome assembly.
AUGUCAUCUACUACUAAAUCUGAUGUUUCUAGAAAGAAUACAUUUUCAUCUAAGAUGAAGAAAUUAUUUGGUUCAAAAUCUGUUUCUACUUCAAGCAAUACUACUACUACAACUAAAACUUUGACUCCUGUUGGAACUAAUACUAAAAUUCAUAAUAUUUAUAAUUCGAAAAAUUCAAAUAGAUCUGCUGAUGAUUAUAAUAAUAUUAAAAGUGUAAAUUCAAAUUCUCCAACUUAUUCACAUUCAUCUGAUUUUUCUUUAUCUAAAAAAAUUGAUAGAUCUUCAAAAGGUUCAUCUUCAAGAUCUUCAUUAGAUAGAGAUUCUAUUGGAUCAGAGAUUUCAAAUCAAAACCAACAUAUAAUUACAAAUAAUAAUAAUAAUAAUCCCUUGUCACCAAUGAGAUCUCUGCAAACUUCAACUGCUGCAUCAACUACCCAUUCACACGGUGAAAAAUAUUUACCAAAUAUUAUUACUACUACUAUUAAUCCUAUAUCAUCUACUGAACAAAAUAAAAAGGAAUCUAAUAAUAACAUUGUUUUACCUAUAACACCAGUUACAACUUCAAAUUCUACAAAUGUUCCAAUUACUCCAAGUAGUAAUUGUAAAAGAUUUAUUAUUUUAGAAAAUGGUAUGCAUGAACAUCAGUUAAAAGCUGCUAAGAGACAAGAAAAAUUGACAUCUAUGUUGAAAAAUAUUAUUGGUUCACAAAAGACCAGAGGUGAUGCCGUAUCUGCAGUACCUGACUUAAUGUCAAUAAGUAGUGUACCACCAACACCAUUAAGUAGUGUUCCAACCGGUACCUCUACAAUGACUAACGGUGUAAGGAAUAUGGAUCCUCCAACACUAAUGUCUGGGUUUAUUAAGAGAUUAGAAAGUAAAGGUAACUCUGGAAGAACUGGUAGUAACUCUACCAUGCCAUUAGACAAUAAUUCAUUAGCAACUAUCAAUAAUACAAAUUGUGAAAAAGGUUCUAUAAGAUCAACUUCAAACGAAAUCUCUAUAGCUCAAUCCAAUAAUACCAAUCCUUCAAAAUCAAAACUUUGUGAAAGAUUUGCAGAUAAAUAUGGUAAAUGUAUCGAAGUUGCUGGGAGAGGUGCUUUUGGUACUGUUAGAAUUUGCCACAAAAAGUCAACUAAUAAACAAGAAGGUGAAACAUUAUUUGCUGUAAAAGAAUUUCUUAAGAAGAAUAAUGAAUCUGCAGAAAGAUACAAGAAGAGAUUAACUGCUGAAUAUUGUAUAUCUUCUUCUUUACAUCAUACAAAUAUUGUCGGUACAAUUGAUUUAUUGAAGGAUGCUAAAGGUGAUUUCUUACAAGUUAUGGAAUAUUGUCCAGGUGGCGAUUUAUUCAGUUUAAUCAUUGCCGCAGGUAAAUUGGAAUAUCUUGAAGCAGAUUGUUUUUUCAAACAAUUGAUCAAAGGUGUUGUAUACAUGCAUGAUAUGGGUGUGUGCCACAGAGAUUUGAAACCAGAAAAUUUAUUGCUAACCUCUGAUGGUGUUAUAAAGAUUACAGAUUUUGGUAAUAGUGAAUGUUUCAAGAUGGCAUGGGAAAGAGAUAUCCACUUAAGCGGUGGUGUCUGUGGUUCUAGUCCAUAUAUUGCCCCAGAAGAAUAUGUUCAAGAAGAAUUUGAUCCAAGAGCCAUCGAUAUCUGGUCAUGUGGUGUCAUAUAUAUGGCAAUGAGAACUGGUCGUCAAUUAUGGAGUAUUGCUAUGAAGGAAGAUCCAUUCUAUUCUAAGUACUUAAAGGGUCGUAAGGAAAAAGGUGGUUACAAACCAGUGGAACAAUUAAAGAGGGCUAGAUGUAGAAACGUUAUCUACUCUAUGUUAGAUCCAAGUCCAUCUAGAAGAAUUACAGGUAAACAAAUUCUAAAUAGUGAGUGGGGUAGAGAAAUUAAAUGUUGCCAUGAUAGUCAUGCUAUUAAGGUUUAA